This is a messenger RNA of Sugiyamaella lignohabitans, 780 nucleotides long. RefSeq lists its product as uncharacterized. Gene Ontology annotation, biological process: cellular response to nitrosative stress; nitric oxide catabolic process. Gene Ontology annotation, cellular component: intracellular anatomical structure. The record is from RefSeq and is a predicted model, not a curated record. The transcript has a single exon. NCBI's taxonomy places the organism in Eukaryota, Fungi, Ascomycota, Dipodascomycetes, Dipodascales, Trichomonascaceae. Gene Ontology annotation, molecular function: FAD binding; oxygen binding; heme binding. Bases 1 to 780 code for a protein of 259 amino acids.
AUGGCCGUCUUGAAGAAGCAGUUUAUAAACCCUGGCUCGUCAGGUGGCUCAGGUACCGUCAGCCAUCGAAACUCGCUUCGACUUGAUCCUGCUGACUGUGUGGUAUUCACUCCAGGUGAGAUUUCGCUUCUCCGCAAUAUAUGGAAAGAGAUCAGUGAGAAUAACCUGGACCAUGGAAGAGGACUCAAGUCUUCACAAGCAAGCACAUUCUUUUGCCAGCAGUUCUAUGAGAACCUCCUUGGAGACCAUCCUUCGCUUCAAACACUGUUUCCCAGUCUUCAGUCUCAGUCGGCUGCUAUGGCCUGGGUCCUGGGCCAGAUUAUAGCCCAGCUAGAAGAUGUCUCACAAGCCCAAAGUGUGCUUAUAAAACUUGCCAAAUGGCACUCACGGCUCAUGAAUCUCGAGCCUGUUCAUUAUGAGUACGUAGGCUCAUCACUUCUUCGUACACUGGGAGACCGACGUGGGGAUAAGUUCACUGCUCAAGAAGAGAAUGCAUGGAUCAAGCUAUAUACGUUUAUAGCCAACGUGAUGUUGAAAUAUGGCGAGGACCCGCUUCUGCCAUCAGAAACAGUUGCAAGUCAGCUACCACGCCAUGCCACAAGUUCAAACCCACAGCUUUCUGUUUCCAAUUCUUACGAGCCUAGUACAGUACUUGCUUCGAAACGCUCGCAGAACCCCACCACGAAGAGCAACCCCGCCAAAAAAGAGCACAGCAAGAGCCACAGGUUAUUUUUCGGAAACUUGCUUGGAUUAAACACCACAACCCCCACACGGACCUAG